AUUUAGUUGGGGAUUGGUCCUGCUUUGAGCAGGGGAUUGGACUAGAUGACCUGCUGAGGUCCCUUCCAACCUUGAUAUUCUAUGAUUCUAAAGCAACUAUGACAGACUAGUAUCAGAGACUGAGCUGAAAGGACCCUGGCCUUGGCCAUCCCAAAAAUCAUUGCUGAAGGUUGUGUCAGUCCAGCUACUACCCCGAUCCCUCUAUGAGAGGAACUGUUAAAACCUGCCUCAUUUGAGAUUUGAACCUGGGACCCACUUAGUGCUAACUGAGAGAGAAAAAUCAAUAGACUGUUACAUGGAGCCACUCAGGUAGAUGCCUGUGAGGGAGCUCACUAAAGGGUGUCAUGUGAUGUCUCCACCUACAGCCAGUAGUCCACUGGUCCUCAGAAACACAGCGGGAUGCAUAACGUUUAAGGGGUUAUGUGUCUGUGUUGAAAAUUACAUUCCCAAGGCAAGGAACUAGGAGGUGACAUAUCUUGGGCAGGUUCCUUUCAGGCAGGAGGGAACAGACACUUAUCUGCCUGGCCAAGUAUGCCUCACAAUAACCUUAUUUCCAUUCUGAGUCAGACAUGGAUUAAGGGAUUAUCAUGAUGUCUAAUUCUUUUAGUCCCUUUGCAGUGGGUUGUGCCUCAGGAUUGAGGGCACCGACAGAGCUGUGCGGGGUGGGGAGCUGUUGUAAUAAUUGGGCCUACAAAUUUACUCUAGUAUUAAACUCAGCUGUGAUGAAUGAAAGUUUUACCAAAUGUCCAGUCACAAAUACCAAUAAAGGUUGAGCAGAAAAGUUGCAAAGUGAAACUAAUUAAAUGAGCCCAAACAAACAGGCCUCCGGCCAUCACUAAAGGACUAUGGAUCAUGGCUGGUAAAUGGGGGAAGUGUGGAGUUGGAAAUCAAAGUACCAAAACUGGUGUGUGGAGAAUUAGGCCUCACUGGUGAACCAGACAAUGAAGAGAGGUGCUGUUCCACCCAUCGCUUCCUUCUGGGGUCAUUAAACACUGGCGAAUUGGAGAGAAAAACUAACAUACGAGAGGAAGCGAAUUCAAAAAUCACUGACCGAACACAGGGGAAGCAGCGAGCUUUACAAUCAUGGCUGCCACCCCUGCCAUCUCCUCAGAGCACAAUAUCCACCAUGAUACUCCUGGGCCUCCUUCAUCCUAAUCCAGAGGGAUGUCCUGACCAGAGAGAGAGACCCAGCUGACAUGGCCCCUUCAACUGGCUCUGGCCCAACCCCAGCCACCACCUGGCAUGGGAGACUGGGAUAUGUCUGCACUGAAAAGACAAAACCACGGUGCUGGGUCCCGGCUCUGAAACCUGGACAGUGGGGCAGUUCCCAGGCUCCGUCCCACACCUGAACGUCAGAGUCAGUUGACCCAAGCUCUGAGACUCCAUGUCACAGGUUUCUCUUUGUCCUGCAGACGUACCCUUUCUCUUUUCCCUCCCCACCAUAUUUUUUUCUCUUUUCUUUCCCUCUCCUUUCUCCUUCUGCCGAAUACGAGUCUGGCUUAGCCAGACAACACUGAAUGUUUUGCAACACUGCGGUGAGCCAGUAACCAAAGACACAGGUAAAAACAAUGCCCCGAACAACUGGUACGAGUUUGCCAGGUCUCGGAGUGCUCUGUGUUUCCGCAGCAGUGAGGUUGCAAAUGAGAAUCAACUCCAGAGACAGACGCUGUAUUUUCUCUCCUCUUUAGUAAGUGUGUCUGGUUUUGCUUCCAGGACACAGGAUUGGACUUUACCCAUCACAGCUCCUGACCAUCUCAACUAAUUUCUCUUUUCCCCCAAAAGGACCGUUAUUACCAUCUGUAGCUUCUACGAUACUGUGGGGCACUUUGGUUCCUUCUGGACACCAAACCCCGAACCUUGCUGAACAGUGUUUGAAGUCGGACAGUGACAGGGUCACAUAAAAAUCUUUGACUCUCUGGGUCCAUAUAGUCCAUAAAUUCUUUUAAUGGACCCCAAGACUACCCCAUCAGGGGAUACCAGGUGGGGAUUGAGGGACAUUGGCAGAGCAGGCUGUGGGGAGCUUAGGGCUGGGAUAGCAGGAGGGUAUAAAUCAGGAUUGGGGAGCACCGGUAAUGCUGUGAGUUCCCAGGAUAGGACUGGAUUAGGAAGGUGCCAGUGUGUUAGGACUCGGGGUCCAUCCACACAGCAAAUGAAGCUUUGUUUGCAGCAUGGGUGGGCGUUCCUAUGCUAACUUUAGUCUAGCUGGCAUGCAUAACAACAGCAGUUGAGACAUGUUGGACUGGACUGCAGCACAGGCUGGUGACCAGAGUAUGUGCCAGGGUCCCUGGUGGGCUGGCACUGGAACAGCUACCCCAGGGUGAAUUCCGUGCCACCUAGUAUUGUUACCGUCACUAGCUAGAAUAAAGCUGGCACUGUUCUGCCCACCCAUGCUAUAAUCACACCUUUGCUUGUUGGAUAGACACACCCUGAGAUGUUUCGGUGGAGCCCAGAUCUCUGGCAGGACAUGUUCUGUUUGUUCCCCAACCAUGCCUGGCCUGCUGGGCCACUACUUUUAGUUGCAAGAUAUCAGGAAAUUGUCCUUACCCAAUUGUUUAUUGGAUUUCCUCACCCACUCCUCCCCCUCCAUGUCUCGCUGGGCCUCUAUAUAACCUGUUCCCAGACAGGCAGGAGGAUCACGGUGAGGCUCAGCUCAGCAGAGGCUGGGAUCCAUCGCUCCAACAGCAGUGAAGGAACAAGGACUUGGGUCAAUCCAGCGACAGACACAGACAUGGCUUCAAGCGGACCCCGCCCUGCGCUCCUGCUGACCCUCGCCCUGAUGGCUGCCUGUGUGGCUCUGACCCUCGGGCAGAGGUGGAACCCGCUGAAUGACAUAUUCCGGAAAGAACAUGUGGACUUCCCCAAGACCGUCGCCACCAACAACAACGCCUACUGCAACAGGAUGAUGUGGGACCGGGUGAUGUACUGGAAAUACACCAACACCUUCAUCCAUGCGACAGCCGAGAACAUCAGCAAAGUCUGCACGACAGAUGGGGUAGCCAGCGGGCCCUACCGGUACGAGAGCACGAGUCCCUUCAACAUCACCACCUGCACAUUUAACCCCUGGAGCAUCUCUUACACCGGGAUCAGCGCAGAACAAAAAAUCGUCAUCUCCUGCUGGCGUGAUCUCCCUGUUUUCUACGUGAAGAGCAUAUAGGGCCAGCACUAGGCGUGGAAGGCAGGCAGGAGACCCUGCUGCUUCCUCCCGUACUGGUCACCGCACCUGGCUCCUCACCUACCUCUGAACACAGGUCAAACUGUACAGGUGUUUCCUCCCCUCACCCUCUGCUGCCCCCUAGUGACCAUUAUACAGUAUAGCUGCCCCUUCCCCAUCCCCCACUUUGCUGCCCCUAGUGCCCAUUAUACGGUAUAGCCGCCCAUUCCCUCCUCCUACCCUCUGCUGCCCCUAGUGCUCAUUAUACAGUAUAGCUGCCACUCCCCGUCCCCACCCUCUGCUGCCCCAUGUCAUCUCCCCACUGCCAAAAAUAGUGGCCAUCUCAACCUCUGUCCUUUAAUCAAGAACUAUUCACCAGUUUCACCCUGCUGGUGUUGCGUAUUCAGUCUAAGAACGGAUAAUCCUCACAUUCAUCAUGUUAAGUGUUAUAUUCAUCAUUGUUCUUUUCAUCAUUUUUGAAUAUCUGCUCCCUGCCUGCCAUUCUGUGUGCUCCCUGAACUCAAUAAAAUCUGAAACCUGCAAAGCAAUAACCGUCUUGUUGUGUUACAUUGGGAAUAGCAAGAUUGUAAAUUGCUGAACACUCCAGGAGUGUGCUGUGGUUUCCAAUGAGAUUCUCUGUGUUUUCAACCCCGUCUCACCCUUCUUCCCCAAUCUUGGGAACAGAACCCGGGAGUCCUGACGUCCACUUCCGUCCUGCUCUAACUCACUAGACCCCACUUCCCAUUAAGAGCUUGGUAUUAAACAUAUGAAUCCUGAAUCUUCAUCUGCCCUUUUCUAACCCAGUGGAAAGCGCUCCCCUUCCAGGGUCAGGAUUAUAACCUGAUUCCCAACCUCCCUUGCACUAACCCAUUAGACCCCACUCCUCUCCCAAAAUUGGACCUGACACAACAGAUACAGACCUUCAUGCUUCAGGGUAGGAUCCAUUCACUAACUGAAGAAGGUCAGGAAGAAAUUUUGCCCCUGAGAAAAAUUUUCAUAAUUCUCUUGGGGUGGGGGGAAUUCCUUCCCCUAAAGCAACUGGGACAGGCUAAUGUCAGAGACUGAGCUGAAGGGACCCUGGUCUGGGCCAUCCCCAAAGUCAUUGCCGAAGGCUGGGUCAUUCCAGCUGCCACCCCCAAUCCCUCCAUGAGAGGAACUGUCAAAAUUGGUCUCAUGUGGCAUUUGAAUAUGUGAUCUGGGGCGCACUUGGAGCCAUACAGUUUUACAUGCAGCCCCUUGGCUGGAUGCCUGCAGAGUAACUCACUAACGGGAGUGAUGUGAUGUCUCCACCUACAGCCAGUAGCCCAGUGGUCCUUAGAAUCACUGUGGGAUGGAUGGAUGGAUAAUGUUUAAGGGGUUAUGUGUCUGUGUUGAAAAUUAAGGUUCCCAAGGCAAGGAACCAGGAGGUUACAUAUCUUGGGCAGGUUCCUUUCAGGCAGGAGGGAACGGACACUUAUCUACCUGUCUGGCCAUUGUGUGCCUCACAGUAAGUUUAUUUCCAUUGUGAGCCAGACGCUGAUUAAGAGAUUGCAAAAUCUACAAGGAAGGAGGGUACAGGAAAAAACAACAACCAGCAAGGAGGCAAACUGUUUGUGAGUAAGGGCAAUGGAUUGGUCUGAUAGAUCUAGGGGUGCGAACAGACACCUGGACCCUUCACCAAAGAGGCAACCAGACAGCAUGACUUGUCUCGUGAACAGAUGAUCACAGCCAAGCCCAGCCAGGAAACAUUGGAAGGACUUUGGCUGAGCUUUGCUCUAAAAGUAUCUAAGCUGAGUAAGUCUCAGUUCUGGAAGGUGGGUGAUGAUGUUAUUUUAAGGCCUGGUCUACACUAGGAGGUAAUGUCGAAUUUAGCAGCGUUAAAUCGAAUUAACUCUGCACCCAUCCACACAA
Molecule: messenger RNA, 5041 nt
Organism: Trachemys scripta elegans
Lineage: Eukaryota; Metazoa; Chordata; Testudines; Emydidae
Product: angiogenin-4-like
Exons: 2
Coding region: 2432-3154 (240 amino acids)
Molecular function (GO): nucleic acid binding
Source: RefSeq, a predicted model, not a curated record